AUGAAGAAGAGUGCUGAUGCUGAGUAUGACUUCUUGGAUUUCUGGGAAGCCAAUCAAAAGUUUUUUGCCAUGAAGCAAGGAACAGCCAAAAACAUGAUGCAUUUCAAGGAACAAUUCUUGAGACAGGCUGAAGUCCUGCAAGAUCUAUAUGGCACUGCCUGGUUCCGAAAUUUUGCAGGCAAGACAAAUGCGUAUGCUGCUACUGCUAGCACCAAUACUGCUGCUAAAGACAAGUUCAAGGAUGAUAUCUUUGAAGCCGUUCUUGCAACAGGAUUCCUAUGCAACUGCGAUCAAACAAGAACAGCUCCUCUGAUGCUGGAUCUCCAGACAAACUAUUGCAGGGAAGUGGAUUGUUAUCCAAAGAUGGUCAGCAAAGCACAAGAUAUGUUGAAGAUUCACAUGGAUGUGAUUAGAAAACCGGGAGUGAACCUGUACCAAGGAAAAGACCAACCUAAUAAAGGGAAAGGGAAAGGGAAACAGAAGGAUGGAAAGAAGGAGGCAGCAUGUUAUGUAUGUGGCAACAAAGACCAUAUGCCCAGACAGACUGCUACCAAAGAUCCAAUGGAAGAAUCAGGAUCAAUAUGUUGA
Messenger RNA from Cylindrotheca closterium, 588 nucleotides. Lineage: Eukaryota; Bacillariophyta; Bacillariophyceae; Bacillariales; Bacillariaceae. The record is from the annotation of a GenBank genome assembly.